Eucalyptus grandis is the source of this 840-nucleotide messenger RNA. Its product is annotated as ferredoxin-thioredoxin reductase, variable chain, chloroplastic. The transcript has a single exon. NCBI's taxonomy places the organism in Eukaryota, Viridiplantae, Streptophyta, Magnoliopsida, Myrtales, Myrtaceae. Gene Ontology annotation, biological process: photosynthesis. The record is from RefSeq and is a predicted model, not a curated record. Bases 100 to 666 code for a protein of 188 amino acids.
AAACGGCCAAUUCACCAGAAUCACUCGCUCGACACGCGAUAGAAUUACGAAGGACGCUCAAUACCUCUUCCCUUCCUCCUCCUCCGCUUCUCAACGGCGAUGACCGCGAACAUGGCUCUGCUCUCGCCGGCGACCGCCGGGACCGCCGCUGUCCCGGCGGCGGCCAUCAAUCGCCCCAGCACGCAGGUCGUUUCCUCCUCCCUGUCUCCCCUGGACUCGAUCAAAUCGGCCCGCGCCUCCCUCCGCCUCCCCCGGACGGCGGCGGCGGCUGGGAGCACCGCCGUGAACACCUUGCGGACGAGGAAGUGGAAGGUCUCGUGCGAGGUCGCGCUGAAACCGGACUCGAAGCCGUCCUCCUCUUCGUCGUCGGCGGAGAGCGAUUCUCCGUCGGUGUCGGGCGAGGGAGACGGCCCGGACGGCGGCCCGGCGAGGAUUGGGGCGAGAGUUAGGGUAACGGUGCCGCUGAAGGUGUACCACGUGCCGCGCGUGCCGGAGGUGGACUUGACCGGGAUGGAAGGCGAGCUGAAGCAGUACGUCGCGGAGUUCAAAGGUAAGCGCAUUUCGGCUAAUCUUCCUUUCAAGGUGCAGUUCGUUAAGGAAAUUGAAGGCCGCGGACCUGUCAAGUUCUUUGCGCAUCUUAAGGAGGAUGAGUUCGAGUAUGUUUGAUUGAUGCCCGUGCGAUGUGAUGAUGAGCUCGAUCAGUGUAUAAGCGCUUCGGCACUGUGUAUUUGCUUCCCUAUACAAAAAGCAAAUUAAUCUCUCUCCCAUUUCUAAUCUCUGUUCCGAUAUUCGUACAUACUUUUUUGCUAGCGUAGUGCUUGUGGAUGGUUGUUUGUUCUA